GAGAAAAAUUCCUCCACCCCUCCAUCGAAGAAAGGAGAGAAAGAGGAAUGGAGAGAAGAGGAAGAACGGAACACGAAACAAGAGACAAAAAUAUGGAGGAAAGAGAGAGAAAAUGUGAUAGUGAGAGAGAAAGGCUGCCCGAAGUGGAGGAAGCGAGGGAGGUACAGGUGUUAUUUCAAGAGGACGGCAUCCCCUCCACUUCCACUUACCUGCGCUACCUGGGAACGCUGCCUCACCUGUAUCAGCUGACUGUCUGUUUCCGUCUUCACCUGUUGCAAGCUAGACAGGAAAUUCUCAUCAUUUCUUACGCUCACGAGAACUAUGACAAUGAGCUGUACUUAGGGUUGAGCUACGAGAAGCAGGAGGUGUCUGUGGUGUGCUGCCAGCACCGGUGGUCGCUGGACGUGGGCGUCACGCUCAGGCUGCGGCGCUGGUCCUCCUUCUGCCUGGCCGUGGACCUGCACACGCGCAAGACCCACGUGGUGCAGGACGGCCUCCUGCAGGGCGGCCACGAGGGCACGCUGGUAGCGGGGGGCGGCGAGGUGCGCGUGGCUGGGGGCGGCACGCUCUUCGUGGGGCAGGAGCAGGACUCGCCCGGGGGAGGCUUCAACGAGUUCCAGAGUCUGCGGGGCUCCGUGGGGGACCUGCGCGUGUACGGCGAGGUGCUGCCGCUGGAACAGAUGAAGGCCCUCACGGCGUGCCAGGCGCCCAACGCCCUGGAGGAGCCGCUGAUUGACUUCUCCAACGUGACAGGGGACUUCGAGGUGAGCGACGCCACCCUGCUGGAGGCGCCUCUGCCCUGUGACCUGCGGGGCGAGGCCUUUCACGUGGUGUUCCCCGAGCCGCGGCUGUUCCGCGAGGCGCAGCAGCUGUGCCACGUGCUGGGCGGUGCCAUGGCGGUGCCGCGCAACGCCUCGGAGAACGCGGCGCUGUUCCAGCUGGCGGCGGCCACGGCGGCGGGCUGCGGCGACGGCACGGGCGACACGCUGUGGCUGGGCGUGCAGGGCAGCCCGGAGCAGCAGGCGUGGCUGGACGUAGCCUCCGCCACGCCCGUCAACUACACCAACUACGACCAGCGGCGAGGCAUGACCAUUGAGCAGCCCGAGGUGUGCGUGGCCUUCAAGGGCACCCGCGCUGUGGUGGGCGCCUCGCGCGGCUCCUGGGUGCCGCGCCGCUGUGACCUGGAGCGCUGCGCCGCCUGCCACUUCCACGCCCUGCCCAUCGUGCGGGUGCGCGGCCUGUGCGCCAAGUCAGAGUUUGACAAGGAGUACUUCCUGCUGGCGGGCGGCGGCGAGGUGGCCUUCAGCGGCGUGUACUACUCCCUGCUGGCCAAGCUGCCGCCCGCGGCCAACGACUCCGGCGUGGGGGACUUCGGGGCGUGGCGCCUCACACGCUACGACAAGCCGCAGGUGACGGCCACGUUGGCCAGGACCUCGCCCACGCACUACCCGCUUGGCCUCAACACCUGGACCUUCGCCAACGACGUGUGUGGGCGUGGCGAGGCGCGGCUGCGCGUCACGUCAUGCGGCAUGGGCGAGUUUUCCUGCGACGACGGCAGCUGCGUGGGCCUGACGCGGCGCUGCGACAUGGAGGUGAACUGCCCCGACGGUUCCGACGAGGCGGGCUGCAGCGUGCUGAGGCUGCCCGACGGCUACAACAAGAUGGCGCCGCCGCCACGCCCACGCCCCGGCAGCCCCGUGCCCGUGGCCCUGCACGUCACCAUGCUCUCCGUGCGUGCCUUCGACCUGACAGGCUUCAAGUUCGUGUGCGAGCUGGAGGUGCGGCUCUCCUGGCACGACGCGCGCGUCACCCUGCGCCACCUGCACCGCCAGGAGACGCUCAACGCCGUGCACCUGCGGGAGGAGCACGCCCCCUGGAUGCCGCAGAUGGAGUUCUUCGGUGACGCCUACACCACCAGCGACGUGGAGGAGCGGCGCUCCCUCCUGCUGGCCAGGCGCGCCUCUGACCCCCUGCCCGAUGACGAGGAAAACCUGUGGGAGGACGAGGUGUUUGCGGGCAGUGACAACCCUCUGGUGCUCCUCAACAAGCUCACUGUCACCACGUCCUGCCAAUUUGAUCUCAUCACUUUCCCCUUUGACACACAAACCUGCAGGCUGGGAGUGGUGUUGCUGGGCAUGACCAAGGAGUACAUCGCCCUGGUCCCUGAGGACAGUGGCGUGACCUAUCUGGGCAAGAGGAAGCUGCUGGAGUACUACCUGCAGAGUGAGAAAAUGGUGCCUUACGACGAGGGCAAGUACAGCGGCCAGGCGGUGGAGCUGACCUUCCGCAACCUGUCCACCUUCUACAUCACCUCCACCUACGUGCCCACCUUCAUUAUCGUGGUCAUCGGCUACCUGGUCUUCUUCUUCCCCCUCGACGACUUCAACGAGCGCAUCAUGGUGGCUCUGACGGCGCUGCUGGUGGAGGCCGCCUUCUUCACGCAGAUGAGCGCGUCCAUCCCCCAGACGGCGUAUCUGAAGCUGGUGGAUGUGUGGUUCGUGUUCUGCAUCAUCAGCCUCUUCCUGGUGGUGGUGACUGUGGCCUUCAUCAACUGGGUCAGGAAGUGCGCCCCGUCUAUCCUACUGCGUGCGAAGGGGUCGGCAAGGAGGACCCAGAAGGAGGCUGUGGGGGCGCGGCGCGUGGCUCUAGCAGCCUGGCUCAACCUCCUGUGUCGACUGGUGUGCCCCAUCCUCACCACACUCUUCCUGGUCUUCUACCUCACCAUGGCAGCCCUCAUAGAGAUACCCAAGCUGGAUAUCACCCUCGUGCAGUGACCGGUGGUGUUUGCUUGAGUUAUCCCUUAUGACUAUUGUUUGGUGGAUACGUUUUCUGUUUCACGUUUUCUCUCUUGAACUUGUCUGGUAAUGUGUUCCGUGGUUUAUUUUGGUUUCUCUUACUUUUGUUUUGCUUUUUUUUUCACAAUUUCUUCUUAUUUUUGGUUUCAUUUUUUCCUCCUAUAUUUAUCGUGUCACAUAAUCUCUCUCUCUCUCUCUCUCUCUCUCUCUCUCUCUCUCUCUCUCUCUCUCUCUCUCUCUCUCUCUCUCUCUC
Scylla paramamosain (green mud crab) is the source of this 3048-nucleotide messenger RNA. RefSeq lists its product as uncharacterized. The record is from RefSeq and is a predicted model, not a curated record. NCBI's taxonomy places the organism in Eukaryota, Metazoa, Arthropoda, Malacostraca, Decapoda, Portunidae. Gene Ontology annotation, molecular function: protein binding; extracellular ligand-gated monoatomic ion channel activity; transmembrane signaling receptor activity. The transcript has 8 exons. The coding region runs from base 48 to 2774 and encodes 908 amino acids. Gene Ontology annotation, biological process: chemical synaptic transmission; regulation of membrane potential; monoatomic ion transmembrane transport. Gene Ontology annotation, cellular component: plasma membrane; synapse; neuron projection.